GCGCCCAAAACGUCAGCCGAGUCAUUUACUGUCACCGGGAACCUCACAUUCCACCGGUCCCGAUCCCAACACAAACCUCUAAAUGGCUCUAGUAGCACCUCAGACUCCACUCUUCGCCGAGGUGGACAUGGGUGCCGACUCUUCCGCCCCCACCGUCCGGGCCACUGUCGUCCAGGCCUCCACCAUCUUCUAUGAUACUCCCGCUACCCUUGAUAAGGCCGAGAGAUUGUUGGCUGAAGCCGCCGGCUAUGGGGCCCAAUUGGUGGUAUUUCCAGAAGCUUUCGUUGGUGGGUAUCCUCGUGGCUCCAAUUUUGGUGUCACUAUUGGUAAUCGUACGGCUAAGGGUAAAGAAGAGUUCCGCAAGUAUCAUGCUUCUGCCAUUGAUGUACCUGGUCCUGAAGUUGAAAGAUUGGCAGCCAUGGCAGGGAAGUAUAAGGUAUAUUUAGUAAUGGGUGUGAUAGAGAGAGAUGGGUAUACACUGUAUUGCACUGUUCUAUUUUUUGAUUGUCAAGGUCAUUUCCUGGGGAAACACCGAAAAAUUAUGCCAACGGCAUUGGAGCGGAUUAUUUGGGGAUUUGGAGAUGGAUCAACAAUUCCUGUUUUUGAUACUCCAAUCGGAAAAAUCGGUGCUGCUAUAUGCUGGGAGAAUAGAAUGCCUCUUCUUAGGACAGCUAUGUAUGCUAAAGGCAUUGAAAUAUAUUGUGCACCUACAGCAGAUUCCAGGGAUGUAUGGCAAGCAUCAAUGACCCACAUUGCUCUUGAGGGUGGAUGUUUUGUUUUGUCAGCCAACCAAUUCUGUCGAAGGAAAGAUUACCCUCCUCCUCCGGAAUAUGUAUUUUCAGGCACAGAAGAGGAACUUACACCAGAUUCUGUUGUCUGUGCUGGAGGCAGUGUUAUAAUAUCACCAUCAGGAGCUGUACUGGCAGGACCUAAUUAUGAUGGAGAGGCACUCAUCUCAGCAGAUCUAGAUCUUGGAGAAAUAGCGCGAGCAAAGUUUGAUUUCGAUGUGGUUGGGCACUAUUCAAGACCAGAAGUCCUUAGCUUGAUUGUGAGGGAUCAUCCUGCAGCCCCAGUUUCUUUUACAUCAGAGUCAGUGAAAACACAAGCGUUCCAAAAAUAGUUGGAUCCAGAUAUUGGUUGGGUUAUCAUGCAUAUCUUGGUGGCCCUUUCACUAUUAAACAAAUGGAUUCUGGUCUAAUCUGAGUCAAACAUGUAAUAUUGAUGUAUCUAUCCCUUCCAGUCAUACCGACAAGUUUCUUUGUAGUCAAUGUUGUAUGUAUGCAAACUGACAGUCUGUUCUGGCAUCAACCUAUUAUUCUGUUUUUCCUAUUUGUCAAAUGCAAAUUGGAGUUUCUGUA
Messenger RNA from Mangifera indica (mango), 1358 nucleotides. Its product is annotated as bifunctional nitrilase/nitrile hydratase NIT4A. Gene Ontology annotation, molecular function: nitrilase activity; nitrile hydratase activity. NCBI's taxonomy places the organism in Eukaryota, Viridiplantae, Streptophyta, Magnoliopsida, Sapindales, Anacardiaceae. Gene Ontology annotation, biological process: detoxification of nitrogen compound. The transcript is spliced from 4 exons. Bases 83 to 1120 code for a protein of 345 amino acids. The record is from RefSeq and is a predicted model, not a curated record.